AUGGCUGAGGAGACCUUGGACACAUAUAGCAAUCCCAAUAUGGCGCAGACAGACAAAACACAUGAUCAAAAAGGUAAGUGCAAAAUGGUGAAGCAAGAAGAAUCAAAUGCAGUUAAAGACCCCCGCUUGUGCACUGAAAACAAAGCGGGCUGUGUUUCCCCAAGCAAGCAACGUAAUGGGCUUGUGAAGAAUAAAAAAAAAACGCACUUGAAAAAAAUUGAUAAAGAUGCAAAUGAAGGUAAGGACGAUUUGGGAAAAAUCUGCCAUGAAGAAAUGGAAGAAAUGGUUGGCGCAGAGUUUUCAGAAAGGGAGAUACCCAGAGGGGAGGCGGAUAGACGAGGUCUGAAGCUGAAGCAUGAGGAGAAGAGCAAGAGAAAAAGAGAGAGACUAACAGAUCCGCAUGCCGAUACACAGGGAGUCCCAAAUGAAACCAUCUCGGAACAAGACCAAGCGAACCUCUCAAAUCAAAAUCCCACCAGUUGCAGCACCCCUAGUAACGUAGACCAAACGACCAGCAGCAUUUACGUAAAACCAGAACCGAAGAAAAUAUCUAUCUCUUCAAAGGAGUAUACUGCACGGGAAAAACAAAACGACGCACAGGAUCAGGUGUGUUGCCACCAUGAUGAGAGGAAAGAAAAUAGUGUCCUUACAAAUAAAAAACUUUUAAAAUGUAGAGGUAGAGGGAAAAAUGACGUCGUAGAAUGUAAACAUCAUGAGUAUUACAGCGAAAGAUAUACAAGCCUUUCCGCUAACAACAUUGAGAGGAAGAAACAAGGGAAUGUAGACAGCGGAGAAAAUAACCCUGCGUAUGUUAAUAGACCCUAUUUGGAGCCAAGCUCCAUCCACCAGAGGAUUAUCAAGAAUAGCAACAGCCCCAGUUUUGAUAAGUACUGUCCGUAUGAAAAGAACUGUGCAGAUCAUGUAGACCUGAGGAACAUGUACCACGCGAGUACAGGAACGAACAGUGUCGCUAAUUGUGUUAACAGCAGUGCGAACAACUGCAAUCGUUGUAGCAGCUAUGGGUAUGUGAACAUUGUAUCCCCCCCAAAUGGAUUAAGCAAUCAUCACCAGAAGAAGCAGCAGGUCGACGCCAAUUCGAAGAAAGCACAAACGCACAUUCCGUUUAUUUCACCAAGUGGACAAGCUCAAAACGACCUACGUAUGAACACUGCAAAUGUGCAACACCAUCAUGUAGUGCCCCCUUAUGUGCACCCCUUGGGUAACAAGGAACAAGGCAUAAGAAUUGCAACCUAUACAAAGGAUCGCUUCUACAAAAAAGGGAAAGAAAAGAUACAAGACCAGUAUUACAGAAUAAAGCUGUGUCCAUUUUUAAAAAAAGGGCUGUGUCAAAAAGGAGAUAACUGCUCAUAUGCACACUCAACUGAUACUUUAAGAAGUUGUAUGAAUUUAAUGAAGACUAAAAUUUGCCAGUUGUGGUUGAAAAAUGAAUGCAGGAACCCUAAUUGUGUAUAUGCUCAUGGAGAGGCAGAAUUGAGGGCAACACCAGAUUACUUUAAAACAAAGCUGUGUAAAUAUUUUGACAAGGAAGGUACAUGUCCAUCUGGAGACAAAUGUAGACAUGCACAUGGGCAGGCAGAACUCAGACAAAGAAACUACAGGAAAACGGAAUUUGAAAAAUGCACUCCAAAAAGUAACGUCAGUCCAAAAUUCACAUUGCAUGAUUUGAAGAAUAAGGGGGAAUUUCCACACCACAUUUUGCACAUGCUCAGUGGAAAAAGCAGAAAGGAGAAUGUCGACAGGAGUGAGUGGAAUAAUUGGAAUAAAACGAACGGUCACAAUGAAUUCAGUAACGCCUUCAGCAGCGGAAGCAGGUACCAUAGGGACACUCGUGUGGCCACACAUACUGGUCAAAACUCAAAUGAACAAACGACAUCUGGACAUAAGAGAAGUACACUUGCUGACCAAAUGUGCACAACAGAAAAAAGAGAAAGUGCGAACGAAAUUAACCAGGUCUACCAUGUCAGUGCUGCUCACAGUUGUACAAAACAGGAAAAGGUAAUUCAUACCUUGUCGACCUUUUGCGAGAGGAAGGAAAAGACAGAUGGGGCAAGGAGCAGCAAUCGUAGCAGUGCAAACGUGGGCGAUGUUAAUUAUUCCAAUCAGAGGGAACAUCCAAAGAAGGAACAAAUUUUCAACACAGAAGAGAGAGAAGAGGAAGACAAGGAGAAUGCAUCCCAUGAGGACACACCAAGUUUACUUCACGCAGUUUCGGCCACGACCAGUAGUAUCAGCGUGGAGCGUGACGGAAAUGCGAAAAAGGAACAGAGGGACGAUGUAAUGGAAGGAGGCAUGGGAAACGACACAGGAAUCGGCGCAAUAGAGGCGAGCAAAACAGAACAAAGAGCGGACAAUCAAAAGGAAGGAAAAAGCAGCUCGCCGUGUGGUGAGCUCCUUUCCCAGAAGAAUCAAAAUUUGACUCACAGAACAGAAUCCGUAGAAAUGAAGAACGAACAAAUCGAGUUGGGACAGAAUGAGGAACAGCAUCCUGUUGGAAAAUCGUCGCAUAGUGGUGAUAGGAAUAAUGGUGAUUACAAAAUAUUGAGGCACGUAGCGAAUGGAGGGGAAAAGGAGGAUACUUUCACUGAGGUUCUGGAUCAUAGCAGCGAGUACAUGUCCAGUGGGCGAAGUAGCAGCCAAUACAUGUCAAUUGGGAAAAGUAGCAGCGAAGUAGAGACCGAGUCGUUUGGGAACAGAAGUCCAAAUAUGUCCUAUGGAAGGUGUAACCAGGACUACCAGGAAGAGAGUCGCGGGCAAGCGGAGGACAAAAGCAAUGGUCAAAUGGGGGGUGAAAGCCAAGGGGCUGCCCUGCUCGAAGUGGACAUAGAAAGGGAAGACGGCAAAAUGUAUGAAAGAGUUGAGAUGAUAGGGAAUGCCUCUGUAGGAGAAUAUCCGCAAGAAAGGCGACAUAAGACACACCGCAGCUUUGAAGGGGAUAAAAAGGAGAACGGAAAUAUGGACCGUGACGUAAAUGGCGAUGAGGAUAGCGAUAAGAAUGCGAAUGGCAAAGGAGGCAAGGGAAAACCGAGAGACCUCGAUCAGGGACAAGAACGCCCAACGCUAAACGAAAACAGGUGUACCGGACCCACGAAUGAAAUGGAUGAUUGUUCGAACAAGGUGACCAGUGGAGAAAACAUCAUCCAGAGACGCUACGCAAAUAAUUUCCCAAGGGGAGGGGAAAGAUAUGGCUCAUUUAGAAAUUUCAAGAAAAGUGUAAAUGACAUACAGAGGAAUUCCAUUUUUAUGCUGAAGAAUCAGUGCAGAAAGGAGAAUGACAGAAAGGACAACGACGGAAAGAAGAAUAUGCUCCUGAGCAAAUUGGCUAGCUACCCCACGCAGAGCACAUCUAACAACUACUGCCCAAAGAAUUUUAAUUACAAAUAUAAGAAGUUUAACAUGGCAAAUCGAUACGCAAAGAAUUUUGAGGGUUUGGACCACUACAGAAGCGUCGUGAACUAUGGGGUCGACGGGAACAUGGCAUCUUAUGCAAAGUGUGACAGAGGCUAUUUGAACAAGGCUGAGGAACUAAUCAAUAACGAGUGCACGCAGAACGGAAGUGUGAUCGGCGGUAAUGGCAGCGGCAGCACCCCACAGGCAAGGCACAAAAAGGGGGACGCACCGGGAGAACACAACAAAUUUACCGGCCACAACCAACUUGGAAAUCACUACAAACGGGAAGAACAGAUGACGAACGGUAGAGUAAAGACAAGAGGAGAAGACAAGAACUGCAAUGACAUCCCGCAUAGGAUUUUCGCCUUCAAAAAUUCACAUCGCUCAUUUCACAACACGUACAGUAUACCAGAACAGAAUCCAUCAAAUCAAAAUUUUGAAAACGCAGAAAGAUGUUCCCAUACAAACCACAACCACGCGAAUAAUUCACUCCACAUGCAGAAUGUUCUACCCAGACCUAAAGAAACUUACAGAAACGCUUGCAACAGUGGUAUUCAUAGAACAAAGCAAAACUAUGAUAAGAGUAACGGAACUACAAGUAACGAUGUGAUGUAUGGCCCCCCUGUAUAUCCCUUGAACACGCUGGUGAACAACUUUAGUUAUUACAACUAUAACGUAAGUAAUGUUUACUCGAACCGAAACAACUGCUAUAGUUAUUUGAAUGUGGAACUGAACAGCGUGAAUAUGGCCAGCCAGACGCGCGUUGUGCCCGCGGAGUUGUCCAUUUCAGUGCAAGGUGGACGGACAACAGAGGAAGCCUAUGGAGCAGAAACCGGGCAUGCAUAUAGAAGGACAAUCGGGGCACCGAACCUAGCGACGAACACGAAUGACGCGUUCAACACGACUGACGGUCCCAACAUCCGAAACAACCGAGCAAACUACUCCACGAGCGCAGAGGGUGCGAACGGCCAGUCCGUGUUCGGUCCCGUGCCACACCUAACCCUACGAUCGACCAAUCCACCACAUAACAGAUCGGCCAAAUCGCAUUCAUGCUCGAACCAGCACAGAAAACAAAUUUUGAAUGUCCAAAAUAUGGGAAGCAACACGGCUAAUAUGCACACCUGUGGAAACCAAUAUGUUAACGUGCAAGGGAACAAUAUCAGGCAGGAGAGAAAAUGCACCUUAGCUAAUGUCGCAGUGGGUAGUAGCCACCACAGAAGCUCUGUCACACCGUCUAAUACGGAUGAUAACUUCGUGCAGAAUGGGAACAGUGGAUCUUGGUCCGUAUCGAACAUGGCACACAAGGACAGAUCGGAUGCACCUGUUGGUUCGUUUAGCAGAAACAACAACAGUGGGCAUGGCGUUAGUGACGAGAAAGACCUUAGUGGCAAUAACAGCGGUUGGGGGCCAGUGGGCGGUAGCGGCUCUCACGGGGAAAAUCAAAACCUGCACGAAACGCAAGUUUCCCAAAACGACGGCAGGGAAAACAGAAAAAGAAUCCCCCACCUGCCCUACAACACACACAAAAAUUAUGAAAGGAGAACCAACAAUGCUCAUUUUAAAAACUAUAGGAAUUAUAACAACCAUAUUUAUACGAAUCAAGUGUGUACCAACCAGGUUUACAGCCACCACAUUUAUGCGAACCAUCAGGCAUAUGGCUCCACUCAGGGGUACUAUAGCAACCAGGUGUACACAUACCAGCACCCGUAUAGCAACUGCAUAUGCUGUAAUGGCGGUGGUGCGUGUAGCAAUAGCCACCCCUACAACAGCAGCAGCAGCGCGUAUGUUAUUUACCCCUAUAGUAGCUAUCCUUACAGCAUCAGCUACCACCAUAGCAGCAACUACCCUUAUGAUGGUCUAUGCACCUAUGAUGGUGAAUAUCCCUAUAGUGGUGCAUUUCCCUGUGACGCUGUGCAACCCUAUAACGGCAACCCCCAUUGUGACAGUGUCCAGCCGUAUACCGCGGCCCCCCAUUAUAGCGGCAACUAUUACUAUGGUGAUGUGCAACAGUUUAACGCUGGCCAAUUGUAUGGAUGUGGCCAAAUGUAUAGCGGCGGACAGGUGUAUAUCGGCGCCGAACAGUAUGGUGAUGCCGAUCAAUCUGGUGAUGUCCAACCGUGUGGCGGAGACUAUCAUUAUAACGGUAACCAAAGUGGUGUACACAACGGGAGCUACACUAAUGAUCAAAGCUACGCACACAAUCAGUACCCCUAUAACGGCAUAAUGAAUUAUGGCCCGCUUUACAACAGCAACGAUACGGAGCAAGGGCAGAACGGUCACUGUGCACCCCCCAAGGGUAGCAUAUUGGGCAGCGGGAAGUACCAAAAUUGGCCUAACGAAGAUGGAAACAAUGCAAAUGGCAGGUGCCAGGGUGAAUCUGCAUUUGAUGAUCUUACAAAAAAUGCAUCAACAGAAGAAGGAGAAGAGGUAGAGGGAGAUGAAGCAGAUCAUCAAAGCCCUUUACAUUCUCCUGCAGAAUUGCAGCAGUGA
Molecule: messenger RNA, 5898 nt
Organism: Plasmodium fragile
Lineage: Eukaryota; Apicomplexa; Aconoidasida; Haemosporida; Plasmodiidae
Exons: 1
Coding region: 1-5898 (1965 amino acids)
Molecular function (GO): mRNA binding; metal ion binding
Source: RefSeq, a predicted model, not a curated record